AUGAGCGAAGAGAUCCCCAGACACAUCCAGCGUGCCAUGGAUUCGAUUGGGACUGUGGGGAACAUCCCCAGAAUUCAAAAGUGGCUUCAGAUUGCUCACGGAUGCCGCGAAUGGGCAUCCAUUAUGCGGACGUACAUGGUGGUGUGUGCCACGAUGCGGCCCAUCUCAAACACCCUCGAGCUUAACACUAUCAACUUUGCUCGCAUCAUGCAGCGUGCAGAUCGUGCUGGCACUGGCAUCUUACGCCUCGCCCUCAAGUACGAAGAAAAAGCGGCCGAAUCGGCCAAUGCGUACCUGUCCACGGCAAGCAUCUUUCAAGACUGGGGCAUGCACUGCCUUUUCGGACAGUCCAUUGGCCCCAAUGGUCAGGGCAGCCGAGCGCGUUGUGUAUACCGGCCUCACCUCCAAAGGCAGAUCGCCCUCUUGCGUCAAACUGUGGUCUUGAGCAACAGGCCGAUGUCUCAGAACUCGGAUGCGCGCCCCAGUUCGAUUGAGUGCGCCACGAGGCUGAAUCGAGCGGCUAUCGAAUUGGGGUAUGUCCUUGAAGACCUGCGGAUUCAGAUCCGCGCGCUGUGCUUUUCCAAUGUCACACCGACAGUGAGCUUACACUGA
Grosmannia clavigera kw1407 is the source of this 612-nucleotide messenger RNA. RefSeq lists its product as uncharacterized. The transcript has a single exon. The record is from RefSeq and is a predicted model, not a curated record. NCBI's taxonomy places the organism in Eukaryota, Fungi, Ascomycota, Sordariomycetes, Ophiostomatales, Ophiostomataceae. The coding region runs from base 1 to 612 and encodes 203 amino acids.